GGUCUUGGGUUGUCAGAGUGAAGCUGGGGGUAACAUGGCAGCUGUAUACAGAAACCGUGUGCAGGACGCUGUGUGCUGAGCAGCUUGUGUAAGAAUUCAGCUUCCUGUGAAAAUUGAUAUUAUUAAACAUCCCAAUGAAACAGAUGGCAAAAGUACUGCUGCCCAUGCAAAACUGUUGGCACAUGAAGAUGUGACUAUGUAUACAUACCCAUCUAUUCCAGACUAUGACAAACAGAUUCAUGAAGUUGUACUGGUAUUUCCUGGUCCAAGCGCAGUCUCCCUUAAAGAUGGGCUUAAGUAUCUGAUUCAAUAUAAUCAGAACAAGGAUUUAUUUGAACCAAAUAUUAAACGUCCAAAAUUAGAUACAGACACAGGUGACACAGAAGAUAAAAAUAUGAAGAAUGCUGGAGUUGUAUUCAUUGACAGCACAUGGAAUCAGACAAACAAAAUAAUAUCAGAUGAGCGGCUUCAAGGGUUGGUGAGUGUUGAAUUAACAGAACGAAAAACAUCCUUUUGGCGGCAUCAGAAGGGAUCACCUGACACCUACCUUUCAACAAUAGAAGCUAUUUACUACUUUAUGAUAGACUUUCACACACAAAUCCAAGAAAAGGACUACAAUGGGGAAUAUGACAAUCUCCUCUUCUUUUUCUCUUUUAUGUUUAAACUCGUCAGAGAUGCCAAGCAGGCUGCUGGAAAGUUGUAACACAUGUUUUAUAGGCAAGUUAUUUAAGACUUGAAGAGGUCAUAUCGUGACCAAUUUAAAUAUAGAAGUAUUGUAUUCAUAUUCUGUCCCCAACUUAGUUUAAAAGAGGUGUGGAAAAUUGGAGUGAAAACCAGAAUUACUGAGAUAAAUCCUGAUUUUUCUAUGAACAAUAAAACCAUGCUUUUCACUA
Messenger RNA from Hyla sarda, 893 nucleotides. It is a transcript of the gene DTWD1, whose product is annotated as DTW domain containing 1. Lineage: Eukaryota; Metazoa; Chordata; Amphibia; Anura; Hylidae. Gene Ontology annotation, cellular component: nucleus. Gene Ontology annotation, biological process: tRNA modification. The record is from RefSeq and is a predicted model, not a curated record. Gene Ontology annotation, molecular function: tRNA-uridine aminocarboxypropyltransferase activity.